This is a messenger RNA of Monodelphis domestica (gray short-tailed opossum), 3398 nucleotides long. RefSeq names its product golgi membrane protein 2 (gene GOLM2). The record is from RefSeq and is a predicted model, not a curated record. NCBI's taxonomy places the organism in Eukaryota, Metazoa, Chordata, Mammalia, Didelphimorphia, Didelphidae.
CUGUCCAAUUGGGCGGGGCCAAAGGUAAACCCGCCCCUUCCGACUCUUCUGUACGCUCCGCUCUCGCUCGGCUUCCACCGAGACUUGGUGGGUUAGGGCGUGAGGUUCUCGUGGGCGCUCCGGCCAGGGCCUUCCACGUAGAGCUUCUUUUCAGGUGUAGAGCCUUAGACCGAAGGCAGGCGUGCUGAGCAGGCUGGGAAGAAAGGGACCAGGGGAAGGAGGGCGGGGCGGGUCUGCCCCUCGAGGCCCCGCCCCUUUCUCUCCGCUCUUACUCUCUCUCCCUCUCCGCCUGCUAGGGGGCCCUGGGGCCAGGUCCCCCAGGCGGCGGCUGCCUGGCCGAGGUGCUCUCGCUCUGAGGCCGCCUUUGUCCCAUCGCCACCCCGUCAGCCUGCCCGCUCCUACCCCCACCUGCUUCCCGCCUGCGUCUGAGCCCAGAGGAUGGUGGGAUUCGGGGCCAACCGGCGGGCCGGCCGCCUUCCCUCCCUGGUGCUUCUGGGGCUGUUGGUGGUGAUCGCAAUUCUCGCCUUCAACUAUUUGAGGGUCUCCUCCCGCCACGUCUUGCUUCAGGAGGAGAUGCUGGAGCUGCAGAGCCAGGUGCAGAGGACAGAGGUGGCCCGCAAUCACCUGGAGAAGCGCAACUCGGACCUCCUGCUCCUGGUGGACUCGCACAAGAAGCAGAUGGAUCAGAAGGAGGCAGACUACGGCCUCCUUAGCAGCCGUCUGCAGGCCAGGGAAGGCCAGGGGAAGAGAUGUGAAGAUGACAAGGUUAAACUACAGAACAACAUAUCAUAUCAGAUGGCAGACAUACAUCGUUUAAAGGAACAACUGGCUGAGCUUCGUCAAGAAUUCCUUCGACAAGAGGAUCAACUUCAUGAUUACAAGAAGAAUAAUACUUACUUUGGGAAGAGAUUAGAGUAUGAAAGUUUUCAGUGUGGGCAACAGAUCAAGGAACUAAGAGCACAACAUGAAGAAAAUAUUAAGAAGUUAGCAGAUCAAUUUAUGCAAGAACAAAAGCAAGAAGCCCUAAAGACUCAGCAGAAUAAUGUAAUAGAAUUGGAUACAAAAGAACAGGAAGUACCCAAAAAUAUUCCAGAUGAAGUUGAGAGUGUUGCAGAUAAGAAUGAAAAACCCUCAAGCAAUCACAUUCCACAUGGGAAAGAUCAAAUUAAACGAGCUGGUGAUGCAGGGAUGCCUGGAAUAGAAGAGAAUGACCUUGCAAAAGUUGAUGAUCUGCCUACCUCUUUAAAGAAGCCCCUUAUUUCAGUUUCUCAGCGUGAAAGCCAUCAAGAAAACUUACAUUCUCCAACUGGAGAGCCUCGUCCCCCAAACGUAGCACCAGAUUUGCAUGUUAGCCACAUUGGAAACUCUGACAUUUUGAAGCAGAUACCUCUCAAUCCUCUUCAGCGUUUAAUCCCUGGCCCAAACUUGGAGAAUGAAAAUGAACACAAAAUUCAAACAGACAUGUUAAAGCAGCCUUCAAAGGAUAGAGCUGGUGACUUCCAUAAGAUGAAACAAAGCCGGUUCUUUGAUGAAAAUGAAUCCCCUGUUGAUCCGCAGCAUGGCUCUAAAUUGGCGGAUUAUAAUGGGGAUGAUGGUAACGUAGGUGAGUAUGAGGCAGACAAGCAGGCUGAGCUGGCUUACAAUGAGGAAGAAGAUGGUGAUGGUGGAGAAGAAGACGUCCAAGAUGAUGAAGAACGUGAACUUCAGAUGGACCCUGCAGACUAUGGGAAGCAACGCUUCAAUGAUGUCCUAUAAAUUCUGUACUGGAGGAAAACUACAGAAAAACUGAAUUGCUGUAAAGUGGAACCAUUUCUACUUCAUUGUUUCUUGGCUUUUAUUUUUAAAAUCAGCUGUAAAGAAACAAUGAAAAACAAACUUAACAGAGAACUUUAAUAGAGAAAUGUACAUAUGUAUAUAUUUGAACUUUUGCAUAAUUGUAUUAUUAAAAAAUAUGUUUUUGGUUCUUUUAUACUUGAACCAAUAAGCAAAAGCAAACAAAAACUGUAAUCUUUGCAAUUAAAACAAGCUAAUGUAUCUAUUUCAAAAUUUUAGUUCAAAUUGUUUCCUCAAAUUGGUUGAUUGAAAUAUGGUUAUGUUGUUUUUAUGUUGAACAUAGAAUAUCCAGAGUGGUGGGAAUAAGCUGAACACUUUCUUUUAUACACAGAUAUAUUCUUGAUUGGUCCAAUACAUGUUCUGCUCCUCAUUUUGAGUUCUUUGGAGAAUGAUAGCUGGAUACCCAAGAGUAAGGUGGGGCGUAGGAGGUAGCAUGUAUGAAAAAUCACCUCUUACCCUUUUUGUUUCUUACAUGGGAGCUUUUUGUGUUCUGAGGAUAAAUUUUCAAAAGGUGAGAUGGCCUAGAAACACAUGCAUUCUUUUGAUGAGUUAUAACUUAGUUUAUGAAUUAAAAAAAGAAAAAAAUGCAUGAAUGUAUUUUUACCCUUGUAUUACCAGUACUAGAGGCAACAGUGAACAUAUUUUUUUUAUAUCUCCAGUUAAGAUUGGUAAUAGUCUCCAAGAUUUAAAUGUCAGAUCCUGGAUGGGGCUAAAUUGGCUUCAUAGAAAACCUGAAAUCAGUAUUUCAAAGAUUCUCUAAUAGUUUUAGAGAAUUCUCCACAGUGCAGUAUUUUCUUAUACUUUAUCAGAAUGAAUAUACAUGGAAUUUCAAAAUAUUUUUGACAUAUGUCCCAACUGUUAAUAAGAAGUACAGUAUGUCUAUAGCUGUUUUAUUAUAGUUUGAAAGUUUAUAUUAGAGAGAUCUGAGGCAUAUAUAAUUUGUUAUUAGUAUUACUGUUAAGAACCCAUUUAUCUCAUAAAUAUUUAAAUCUCAGUCUCUGAAAAUUAACUUAAAUGCAGAUAUCUUAAGACAAUUGACCUAUUUGACAUUGUUGGUUUUCUAUCUCAUUAGAAUUUGUAAAUUGGAUAAUUUUUGUAAUAUGGUUUAAAGCACUUAUAAAUUUUACAGAAAUAUUUCUGUUGACUUAAAGGAAAAUUUAAGAAUGUUAACCCUAACUGAUAUUCAGAAGGGCUACUGUUAAAUAGCACAUAAACAUAAAGAUAUUUUUCUCUUUCUGUACUCAGGUUGAAGUCUGAAUCACAAAUAAUAGAGAAGUGGAUUGCUCAUUUUAUUAACUCUUUCAAGUUAUUUAAGAAUCAUUUUGUAAUCAGGAAAAAAAAAUGCUGUAAUUCAGGCAAUGAACAAGCUUUUUUUCCCCCUACGAUCUCAAGAUUGGUUCCUUUGUCACCAAUAGAAUAAAGCUUGCUAUGGAGAAAGAUAAUUUAAAGAAUAAUUUAAAUACUGUUAAGAAGAUGGGGAGGGGGGCUUAGAAAAGACUUCCAGUAAUACUAUGUAUCUAAUACUGUACAAUCUUAUAGAAUUAAAACUAUGAAAAAUGUGCUUA